This is a messenger RNA of Ogataea haglerorum, 3339 nucleotides long. RefSeq lists its product as uncharacterized. The coding region runs from base 1 to 3339 and encodes 1112 amino acids. Gene Ontology annotation, molecular function: cytoskeletal protein binding; protein-macromolecule adaptor activity; identical protein binding. The transcript has a single exon. The record is from RefSeq and is a predicted model, not a curated record. Lineage: Eukaryota; Fungi; Ascomycota; Pichiomycetes; Pichiales; Pichiaceae.
AUGGCCUCCGCAUUUUUAGGAGUCUAUGUCGCUCUGUACGACUACCAGGCCCAGAACGAUGAGGAGCUUUCCAUCCAGGAAAACGAUCUUCUCUAUCUUCUCGAAAAAUCCGACAUAGAUGACUGGUGGAAAGUGAAAAAGAGAGUCGUCGACGCAGACGUCGAAGAACCAUCGGGACUGGUUCCCAGCACCUACAUCGAGCCGGCAAAGGUGAUAGGCCGUGCCACAGCCCUGUACGACUAUGAUAAACAGACAGAAGAAGAACUUACCUUCACGGAAGGCGCACAAUUCGACGUUUACGAUACGUCUGACCAAAACUGGACUCUUGUUGGCUUGAAUGGUCAUCAAUUCGGAUUUGUGCCUGCUAAUUACAUAGAGAUGGGACAGGCUCAGCAGCCUGCCUCACAAGCGCCACAACAGUCCGUCUAUGGGACCGGCAGCGCCCUGAAAGACUUCCCUCCCCCUCCGCAGAGAGCCGACUUGCGUGAAGAGAGAGGUCCACCUCUUGAAUCCCCUGCUCCACAGAUGCCUGCUAGGCCGAAUCUAGCCGAUUCUGCGCACUCUCCAGACGAGGAAGCGCCUCCUCCGAUGCCUUCUAGACCAAGAAGCAGCACCGUAAAUUCCAGAAGAAGCGUGACUUCGGACGCCUAUGCGGAGUCACGCGAGUCUGAUGGGCUGUCGGCAACUCAGGACAACAAUGCAUUUUUGAAGGACGACUUCUUUACAUGGACGGUGUAUGAGAUUGACGGCAGGAAGAAAAAGAAGGCCACGUUUGCCAUUGGCAACUCGACGAUUUUCAUCACUCCAAGCGGAUCGUCGGACUCCAGAGAUUGGAGCAUCAACGACCUGAUUAGUUACAGCCACGAGAAAAAACAUGUGUUCCUAGACUUUAAGAACCCGAGUGCUUCUUAUGAGCUGCAUGCCGGGACCAAAGAUUCCGCAGAGGCGAUUGUGUCGAUCUUGGGCGAUCUCAAGGGCAUGGCAUCGAUGAGUGUCCUGAAAGACGUCAAGGAGGCAUCGAUUCCUAGUACAAAGAAACAGGGAAAGAUCAUAUACGAUUUUGAGGCCGCCUCUCCGGAUGAGCUUACUUGUUUCGAAGGCGACACCGUCAACAUUAUCAACGACAAAAAGAGCAAGGACUGGUGGAUGGUGCAGAACAUCGAAACCGGAGAACAAGGGGUGGUCCCUUCGAACUACGUCAAGGUUAUUAGCUCUGGAUCGGCUGCGUCCGCGGGUCUGAGGUCGUUAUUCUCCAGAAAAGGCUCUUCCUCCUCGUUGAGUCCUAAGAAGAAACGUAUUGAGAAGGAGAGGAAAAAGGAGGCAGAAAGAGAACUAGCUCUUGAAAGAGAGGAAUUGGAGAGACAGAGACGCCGUCAACAACGUAAGGAGAGGGAGCUCAGAGACCGUGCUGAAAGAGAGAGAAUCAGAAAAGCCGACGAAAAGGAAAGAGAAAAAAGGGCCAAGUCGGCUUCCAAGCACAAGGACUCGUCAAAGCCUAAUCCCUACCGUGUUCGUACGUGGAUCGACAGGUCUGGUGCGUUCAAGGUCGAGGCCGAAUUUCUGGGAUGCUCUGAUGGGAAGAUCCAUUUGCAUAAAGUGAAUGGUGUCAAGAUCGCUGUUGCUGCUCAGAAGUUGUCUGUGGAGGAUUUGGAGUUUGUGGAGAGAAUCACCGGCAUGUCCCUGGAGUCUUAUAAAGACAAAAAGCCAUUGCCUGCAGAGCGUCCAGAGAGUGCUCCAGCUGUUGUUGCCACUCCAGAAAAACCAAAAAGCUCUGCAUUACCAUCAAAUGAAAAAUUGUACGAAUUUUGGUUCGACUUCUUUGUCACUUGCGGAGUGGACGCAAACGUUUGUGACAAGUAUGCAAGAAAUUUCACCACAGAGCAAAUGGACGAGGCUAUUAUGGCAGACAUUGAUACUUCUUUGAUGCGAACACUUGGCUUAAAAGAGGGAGAUAUCUUGAGAGUUAACAAGUAUUUGGAUAAUAAGUUCAACCGCAAGCCAGAGCCUAUCUCGACUCAGCCAACUAAUGGCGGCUUAUUCAGUACCAAUGAUGGCUCGCUGAAAACUAACAAGGCCAACGCAUCGACGGACUCUGUGAACGGCCAAACUCUGAAGCAGCAAUUCGAAGAUGACGCCUGGUCCUUGAAGCCGGCUGCUAAAACUGGCGAGUCCAAGCCAGUGACACCGCAACUCACUGGAUCGAUUCAGGAUCUUGUCAAAAUCAAGCCAAUGGAGCCAACCAAGAGUGGCCCUAUCGACUCUUCAGCUUCAGCUCCUGCGCUUCAAAAGCCUGCAUUGACAGGGUCGACCAGUACCCUUCCAGCUGUUACUUCUCAAAAGACUUCCGGCACUCUGAAUCCACAACUGACAGCCAUGCAGACGGGUGCCCUAAUGGCAAUGCCCACCGGUUUCAUGCCUAUUACCAUGGUUCCUAUGCUUACAGGCCAAGCCACUGGCCUGAUUCCUUUGCAACCAACAGGAAAGAUCAUGCCAGCUACUACCUUUGCUCAAAAGACCGGAGGCACCAUGCCAGCCACCACGUUCGCUCAGAAGACAGGUGGCUUCAUGCCUGUGACCACAUUUGGUUCUUUUGCUCAACCUCAGCCUACGGGAGGCCUAGUGCCUCUCCAGCCAACUGGUCUGGUGAUCAACAAGACAGGAGGCUUGCAAAGAACUGGCGGCAAUCUGGUGCCUUUGCAGACCAGCUUCCCGGCUAUGCAGGCUACCAUGAGAACUGGUGGUCUGAUGGGUCAACCUACGGGCAUGUUUGGACAGCAGACUGGCAUGCAAGGUGGAGUAGUGGGAUCGCAGACAGGAUUUCAGAACGGUAGCUUAGGCCAACCAGCUGGCUUCCAAUCCGGAUACCAGCCAGGUUUCCAAACAAAUAUCCAACCGACCUUCCAAACCGGUCUUCAAACUGGAGCACAAACCACUCUCCAAACUGGAUUCCAAAAUGGACUGACGGGUCAACGUACGGGCUUUGUUCCUCAAAGCCAGUUUGGUAUGAAUCAACUCAGCAACAUGUUUGCGCAGACGUCGCUUGGUGGUCCAACGGGUACGAAUAAUAUGAACACCGGCAUGAACAUGAACACCAUGAAUACUGGGUUCAAUACCACGUCCAACCCUGCUGCGAGCUUCAACACGGGUACUAACAUUAAUGGCAUGAACCAGUUCCCUGCGACCAGCUUCAAUUCUUCGUUCAACGAGCCUUUAACGUCGCAGCCAACUGGACUGGGCUUUGGUAAUGCUCCUUCCACAUCUUUUGGGCCUCAAAGUCAACCUACGGGCAAAAGAGCUAAUCUGGCUAAUGCUACUGCCGAUAAUCCGUUCGGAUUUUAA